This is a messenger RNA of Perognathus longimembris pacificus (Pacific pocket mouse), 1881 nucleotides long. It is a transcript of the gene Mettl25b, whose product is annotated as methyltransferase like 25B. Gene Ontology annotation, molecular function: rRNA (adenine-N6,N6-)-dimethyltransferase activity. The transcript has 8 exons. Lineage: Eukaryota; Metazoa; Chordata; Mammalia; Rodentia; Heteromyidae. Bases 235 to 1659 code for a protein of 474 amino acids. Gene Ontology annotation, biological process: rRNA modification. The record is from RefSeq and is a predicted model, not a curated record.
GACGCCACACGACUUGUGUAGUCCGGCGGCCGUGUGGGAAGGAGGGUGCGCAUCUCAUAUUUUUAAGCUUGCUGUGGCUUCCCGGAAAGGCAGCCGUUGGGAGUCGGGUUCAAAGCUUCCCGUCGGGCCCGCGCCGCCGAGCCCAGCCUGGAUCUUGAGCCAGUGUGGUGCUGACCACCCUGGAUCCCGUCUCACUUCGUCCUCGCGCCAGGCGCCACCAGCUGCACCCCCGGGAUGCCUGGCGUCUCUGCCCGGGGCCUCUCUUACGAGGAGAGGAGACAGCUAGCUGUGAACCUCACCCGUGUCCUGGCGCUCUACCGUCCCAUCCUCGACGCCUACAUCAUCGAAUUUUUCACAGACAACUUGUGGGGCACACUCCCUUGCUCAUGGCAGGAAGCGCUGGAUGGACUGGACCCACCACAACUGGCCACACUGCUGCUGGGGAUGCCUGGGGAAGGGGAGGUGGUCAGGUACAGGUCGGUGUGGCCGCUCACCCUACUGGCUCUGAAGUCUACAGCCUGUGCCCUGGCCUUUACCCGGACACCUGGCUUUCAGACUCCUUCAGAGUUCCUGGAGAACCCUAGCCAGAGCUCUCGACUGACAGCUCCCUUCCGGAAACAUGUCAAGCCUAAGAAACAGCAUGAGAUCCGGAGGCUAGGAGAGUUGGUGAAGAAACUGAGUGACCUCACUGGCUGCACCCAGGUUGUGGAUGUGGGCUCGGGCCAGGGCCAUCUCUCCCGCUUCAUGUCUCUGGGGCUGGGGCUGAUGGUGAAGAGCAUUGAAGGGGAUCAGAGAUUGGUAGAGAGAGCCCAGCGCUUGGACCAGCAGCUCCUUCAGGCUCUGGCAAAAGUGGAGAAGAGGAGCCCAAAGGUGGUCCCAAGAGUCCGAUGCUCACCUCAGCAUGUGGUUAAGUGGGUGGACCCCACAGGCCUGUGUGAGGAGCUGCUGCUUCCCCUGGAGAGCACUGGGCACAGUGGCCCCCGCUUGCUGCUCACUGGCCUCCAUGCCUGUGGGGAUCUCAGUGUUGCCUUACUGAGGCACUUCUGCUGCUGCCCUGAGGUGGUAGCCCUGGCCUCAGUGGGCUGCUGCUACAUGAAGCUCAGUGCCCCUGGUGGCUACCCACUGAGUCAGUGGGUCUCGGGGCUGCCUGGCUAUGAACUGCCCUACAGGCUCCGGGAAGGGGCCUGCCAUGCUCUGGAGGAAUAUGCUGAGCGGCUGCAGAAAGCACACCCGGACCUGAGAACCCACUGCUAUCGAGCAGCACUGGAGACGGUGAUCCGACACACCUGCCCCGAACUGCAACGGCCUGGCGUGCAGGGGAUCCCCAGGGUCCAUGAGCUCAAGAUAGAAGAGUAUGUGCAGCGGGGGCUGCAGCGAGUGGGGCUAGACCCCCAGGUUCCCCUGAAUCUGGCUGCUCUUCAGGCCCACCAGGCCCAGGAGAAUCGUGUGGUUGCCUUUUUCAGCCUGGCCCUCCUCAUGGCCCCACUAGUGGAGACACUGAUUCUGCUGGACCGAUUGCUCUAUCUUCAGGAGCAGGGUUUCCACGCUGAGCUCCUACCCAUCUUCAGCCCUGAACUCUCUCCCAGAAAUAUGGUUCUGGUGGCCACCAAGAUGCCUUUGGGUCAGGCCUUCUCUGCUCUGGAAACUGAAGACAGCUGACACAGUCUGAAGACGGGCUCAUCUCGGAGCCUACUUCAUUGGAGGUCACUGGGAGUAGCCAAUGGCACCUUGUCACCCAGAGAGCCAGCAUCCUGCACAUGGUUGGGAUCCUGGCUCCCUGCAAAACUUCAGUUUCAUCCCUUCUUUAAUCUCCAUGUGUACUGCAAGAUUGUGUGAAGAUUUAUUUUUAAUUUAUUAAAAGUUGGAGGAUAUUUCUCUUCC